AUGGACUCUCGGGCCAGAGCGCAGAGCAAUGCCUCAAGACGGAGCGUUCUGGGGAGGAGGUUUGGUGCUGGAGCCCUCUGCGUCAUGCUGGUCUGGCAGUGCGGAGAUCUUGGGAGGACGUGGAUGGCCUCGACAGUACCGAGUCUGACCACAAUGCCGGCGCACCGGACGGGCGGAAGGUUUGGCAGAGCCUCCGUCAGGCUUUCUCGUCGAACUUUAGCAUUGCGAGCCGCUGGCGUCAACCCUUUCGCCAUGGCACGCAGCGACGUCAAAUCGACGCUCUUCAGCUGCCUGGACCAAGACGGAGACAGGCGUCUGAAUCGAGCCGAAAUGAAGAAGUUUGCGGAGAUGACAGGCUUCGAAGGUACUGACGCAGACUGGGCCGGAGAGUUCGAAGUCCUAUGUGAGCCACAAGGAUGCGACUUCACCGCGUUCUCCCGGCUUAUCGACGACGACUCCGACGAUGGACUCUACUGCGAGGACUCAGAGUUGGCAGACAUGCUCAACCAGCUCCUGAUGAGUGGUGUCGGGAUCCCCGCUGGAAGAGCUCCAGCAAAGGCGGCCUUGGUGGAGGCUGUACCUGCAGGCCUCGAGUAUUUCGUGCGUGAGCGAGAGGCUGGCCUCUAUGACGGCGAGUGGAAGGCAUGGGAUCCCAAUGAGGGCAUCAAAGCUCGCACGCCUCGUGUCGGCAAAGUCGGCAUGUUGGACGGCUGUCCAAGCACAGCGGACGUGCAAGAAGCACUCAUGUUUGUCAACGAGCAGGUACAGGAAGGCAUCUUCGGCGACGCGUCAACGCAGGCACAGGAACGUCUCGGUGAGCUCUUGGCGCUCCAGGGAUCCGCGGCAAAAGGAGCCGGCUGGUUUGAGUUCCGUCUAGACGAGAAUGUGAUGGACGAGGAGCAGCUUUCUGAGAUGGUCCUUGCGCCAAGAGGAUGGCAGGUGGACCGAUCCACCAUUCCCACAGGCUACAUGAUGCACAUCAUGUCGGUCGGCAACGGCGUGAAGGCGACGCUGUGUGGCCGGGAAGGUCUGCACAUCGUGAACUCUCUACAUCGAGAUGUGUCGAAGUGCAAACGGCUGUGCGACACGGGCCUCUGCGGCGUCGUUGGUCGCAAGAGGGUCAUCGUCUUCCCGCCCGACACAUUUCCAGCCAGCACAACGGUGCUUCGCAGUCCU
Molecule: messenger RNA, 1176 nt
Organism: Symbiodinium sp. CCMP2592
Lineage: Eukaryota; Dinophyceae; Suessiales; Symbiodiniaceae
Source: the annotation of a GenBank genome assembly